Brenthis ino (lesser marbled fritillary) is the source of this 1068-nucleotide messenger RNA. Lineage: Eukaryota; Metazoa; Arthropoda; Insecta; Lepidoptera; Nymphalidae. The record is from the annotation of a GenBank genome assembly.
AUGGAACCCAUCGUGCCUCCCUCAAUUUUACUUGCUAAGAGUUGGGACAACCUACCAGAAAUAAAUUUAUGUAUAGAAUCAAUCAAAAAUAAUGAAAAUUUAAAACAUCAAAACAAAAUUGAAGAUGCCAACUUCAUGAAAAUCACUUUAGUGGGUUGUUAUAAUACGAUUGUUCCGUAUGAUGAUAAAUUUGUUUACACCGCGGCUUCAAAGUUGCCUUUGCAGAAUGAUAUGCACACUGGAAUUUUUACAUUUAGCCGCGGUUAUAAAUUACCCAAAAGAUUUAGUCAUUUAUCCUUUUACCCCCACUGGGAGAGUUUACGACUAAGUGAUGACCCGUUUUCAAAUGGAAACAAAAAAAUGCAAAUCAAUGCAACAGAAAUGCAAAAUGAAAAUAAUAUAGACUUCAGAUUGUGUUUUAAUAAAUUGAAACAUACUGUUAUAUGGGGCUCUUUCCAUCGAACUUUAAUCUUAAAAGAUACAGAGAAAUGGCUCUAUAACCACCUGCGUAGAUAUCAGUGGCCAAUGGAAAUAAAUAUCUAUGGAGAAAGUCAUGGCUACCAUUUAAUGGGUUUUCUUGAUCUAUUUAAGCUACUUUAUCCAGGAGAAAAAACUGUCCAUUUGGUGAUUCCCUUACAAUGGAUGGAUAGAGACAGUAUGAUGAGAAAAUGUGGAUGUGAACCUCUUCUCGCUAACAAUGAAAAAGUGUCUUCUACUAUAAUUCAAAAAACAAGCAAACCAACGCCAGAAUCAGCUAAUUUAUUAAUAGACACAGCACCAACAGCGAGCCCUACGGGCGCAGACGGGGGUUCUGCCUUCGUUAUUGUAGAAGUAACUCUGGCUAAACCUUUCAUGCAACCCGUUAUACCUCCGCAUAUAUCUGAGUUAGAUAUAAAUAAAAUGCUAGAAGAAAUAGAAAAACAGCGCAUUAAGCGAAAAUGUACAGGGCGCGGCCAACUCGAGUACAACUGGCAAGCUACUGUACAAAAUGCUGCAAACUCUUUACGGCGUGUACCUUACUAUGGUAUUGUUAACAACACAUUAAAACCACGAAACCAAGUAUUAUCU